GGUUAAUAAUCGUCAGUCCGCUUUACUCUUUCCAUCCAGUUGCUUAAUCUGUAAUCCGAGCAGCGUAUAAAAUCAGACGGUGCACUGAGGAUUUCCACCAUUUCGCCGUUAUCUUUUAUUUAAUUCCAUAAAUUUUACCAUGAAAAACAUCAUCUUUUUCGCUGCUGUCCUCGGAGUUGCUUAUGCGACGCCGGUCAAACGCGCUGCCAGCGCCCAGAACCCGCCGGUAUGGACGGCUCUUGACCAGUUAAGCGGCCGGAAUAAACUGAGCACAGCGGAUAUCUAUAAUCUGUAUGUCAGCGCUCGCGCUGGGCAGGAUUAUCCCACAUAUAACGCUAACGAUAUUCCCCAAGGAAACUGGGAUUGCUCUGCUCACCAACCGGGUUAUUAUGCCGACACUGACUUCAAGUGCCAAGUUGUUCGCCGAUGUGACGUCAACGGCAACAUGACCUCGUACAUCUGCCCCAACAUGACGCUGUUCAACCAAAUCACCCUGGUCUGCCACUGGUUCUGGGAGGUCGACUGCAGCCAAGCUGCCAAAUUCUACGACUACAGCAACAGCCGUCUGUACCAGGGCGCUGAUGUGCCGCUGCUGGACAACCAGGACAACUACCAGGCGGUCAAUCUGGCGCAAGGCCGAUCGGAUCUGUACACUGUCACAUGGGACGUUAAGCCCAUCGCCGGGAAAGCGAGGAAAUAGUGAUGGAUGACAUAUGAUCUUAUUGCACUUUUUUGUGAUUUGUUUGUACCGUUUUCUAGCACAAGCGAUUCCGAUAGGCUUUGCUCACAUUGUUCUCAUAAUAUUCUGAAUGUUCUGGCGCCUGUAAAUUUCUCACCAGUUGCAUUAAAACUGUAUAAGACUAUAAGUGGUGUUAUCAAGGGCGAUUGUGAGACAGUGAGGAUCGUACUUACAAUAAAGUGAUCAACCCUA
Messenger RNA from Paramacrobiotus metropolitanus, 931 nucleotides. RefSeq lists its product as uncharacterized. The record is from RefSeq and is a predicted model, not a curated record. Gene Ontology annotation, cellular component: extracellular region. NCBI's taxonomy places the organism in Eukaryota, Metazoa, Tardigrada, Eutardigrada, Parachela, Macrobiotidae. The transcript has 4 exons. The coding region runs from base 140 to 700 and encodes 186 amino acids. Gene Ontology annotation, molecular function: chitin binding.